AUGUCCGGCGUCUCAGACAGCGGCAUCACCGUCUCGCAACUCCUAGAAAAAGGAAACCAGGGCCUGGGCACCUUCGUGCGCAUGGACGGCGAACUGCUCCUGCUCGACGGCACCGUGUACCAGCUGCAAGCCGAGGGUCAGAUCCGCGUGGCCUCACCCACGGACCAGAUCCCCUACGCGGCGGCGACGCAUUUCCGCUCGCAGCGGACCCUGACGACCCGUCUCGAGGAUAAGGACGCGAUCGACAAAGUGCUGGAAAAGUUCAACGACCACGCGAGUAACCUGUUCAUGUCGUACCGGAUCCAGGGCGUGUUCGACCGGAUAAAGUGUCGCACGGUCAAGGGCCAGGAGUACGACGGCCAGCCCCUCAGCGAGCUGGGGAAGAAGCAGUUUGUCGCAGAAUAUCAAAACGUCGAGGGCACCAUUGUGGGAUUCCGCUCGCCGGCGGCGUGGCAGGGCUUCUUCGUCGCCGGCGAGCAUAUGCACUUCAUUGACAAGGACAAGAAGAUUGGCGGCCACGUCCUUGAACUGCACGCGGAUGAGGUCAACAUGGGCAUUGCUACAGUGAACAACCUUCACAUUGAACUGCCUACCUCGGACAAGUUCAAUUCGGCUGUCAUGUCGACAGACGAUAUGGGUUUAAAGUCUGUGGAAGGGUGA
Messenger RNA from Fonsecaea multimorphosa CBS 102226, 660 nucleotides. RefSeq lists its product as uncharacterized. The transcript has a single exon. NCBI's taxonomy places the organism in Eukaryota, Fungi, Ascomycota, Eurotiomycetes, Chaetothyriales, Herpotrichiellaceae. Gene Ontology annotation, biological process: acetoin biosynthetic process. The coding region runs from base 1 to 660 and encodes 219 amino acids. Gene Ontology annotation, molecular function: acetolactate decarboxylase activity. The record is from RefSeq and is a predicted model, not a curated record.